AUGACCCUGAAUUUUGUGCCUGGAGAGCCCAACCGCUCGCCGCACUGCUGCUCUUUUGUCAAUUGGAACGCCGUCCAGGUGUUGGCGUACUGCUCUGGAAACAACCUUGUCAUUGUGACGAAGAAUUUCCAGCAUCUGCAGACCCUAUAUCUUCCUCGAGACUCUUACGUGGUGGACGUCAACCGGAUUAACGGGAAGAUAGCUUUGGCAAUUGGCUCAAAAAUCCAGAUAUACACCCCGACAGUGUCAAACUUCUACAAUUACAACUUUCGUGGCCGCAAGGACGUGUCCGAGCUGGAGAUCGAAUGGGGACUCGAAACAGAGAUAGAGAACGACAAGGACGAUUCCACCAUCACGUGUCUUUCGUGGUCCGACUCGUGCGAUACCUAUGAUGACGAGCUCUCGAGCGCACAGCUUUUUGGCGUUCCUGAGGAGUAUAACUCGCUCACGAGCUGCGAGCUGUGCGUUGGUUCUGAGCGGUCGCUGGCACUCUGGCGGAUCUAUUAUUCGGCCAAGGACGGAACGCAUACCGCCAGACACCGGCUGCUGUGGUCCAAGACGCAGCCCAAUCCGGUUUACAUGGUCAAGUUCUCGCCCCAUUCCACGGCAAUAGCUAGCGUCGGAUACUACGACAAAUUGGUCAAGAUCUGGCACAGAGUCGCUUACGGCAUCGAGUCGGCCGAGUUCGAGCUCAAUUACACGCGGCUGCCCGCGUACGUGACACUCUUGCGUUGGAAGUCCGGCAAUAUGCGGCGCAGCAACCUCUCCUCGGCCGGCUCUGUCACCGACUUGAAACCAGCCAACAGCAUCAUCAAGGACACCUCGCACCGACACAUAGACAUCCCGCACGCUGAGCAUUGCACGCUAUACGUGUACGGCGACGACUCUGUGCUCAGGGUGUUCUCGACGUACUACCUCGACCGUGGCUUCCAGGUGGCUAGUGAUGGGGCGGUGCAGUUCCCGUCUAAGAGCUUUGUGGCGGUGAUUGACAACCAGAUGGUUGCACUUGGCAUCGACAAAGUUCUGGAGCAGCUGGAGCAGCUGGAGUCAAAUGGCCACCAGAGAAACUGCCACGCACGGUCCCGCGAUGGCGACGUGUCGCGCAGUCGCAGCGGGUCGGCGCUCAGCAUGUACCACCGUCGCCAGAGCUCGCUGCUGCAGCUACUGGAAAUGCGGCCCGAACUGUGUCUGGUUUUCAAUCCAGAGGGCCGCAUUGAAAUCUAUGCAUUCCAUGCGUGCGAGGGCGAAAUUAGGGUGAAGAAGUUGGACGCCGUGCUCGACUCUCACGGCGGCCUGACGAGGGCCUGUAUCCGGCUAGGGAAAAAUUGCAUACCCCAGGACUGUCGCAGCGUUUUUUUGCAGGACAUGCAGAUCACGCAGACUUCAGGAGGCUACGGGUUGUCGCUGAUUGUACACGAUCUGUUUAAAAACUCGAUCCGUCACGUGGGGUUCACGUUUGAGUCGCUGCUGCAGUUCGAAGAGCUGGAGAUUGCAACCUCAGGAUCGACAACCGUGACGAUCGGCGAGCUGCAGCACAAACUGACGGGCCAUAACAAGUCGAUCCGCAAACUGAUCCGAUCCGGCGACGGCUCCGUCGUCCUGUCCACCACCCGGUUCGGCGAAAGCUGUCUGUGGACGGCGAUUCCGCUGUCCGACUCGCACAAGACGCUGAACAAAAAUUCCACACUAAUCACGCCGUCGCCAAUCGUUGACGCUGCGUUCUGGAAACACGGCGAGUACGUGAUUGUGUAUCUGGCAGACGAGCUGGUCUGCUUUGACUGCCGUCUACAGUCGCAGUACCAGGCAGAAAUCGCCAAGCUGGCUCCCGUGGCUGGGUCUCUGAAAAUCCAGCCGCAGGAAAAACUGUGCUGUUUUUUCCUGGUCCCCGAGCUCGAGAGCGACGUUGCACACGCCGUGGCGGUGUACGCGGACGGCCGAUGCGAUGCGUGGGAGCUCCGACUGGAAAAUGGCCGCUGCAAAAUACACCCUUACACAGUCGACCAGCUGGAGGCCGUCCAUAUGGCGUCGUACGUCGACCCGGUCGGCUGGAACGCGGCGAUCGGCACGAGUCUGCAGCGCGACGUGCUCACGACGAUUCAGGCAAAUGGCGACGUCGCGGUGUACUCGACGCGGGUCCAGGACGGCCGCAUUAUCUGGGAGCAGAAACAGACGUUUUCCACGGGGAUAGCCAACGCGACGUUUUUGAACGGCUCGUCGAUCCACCGGCUCGCCGUCGUCAACGAAAGUCGCGACCAGCUGCACAUCUGGGACACACGGCUUGGCACGCUGGAGUACUCGGAGACGUUUGAGGCCGAGAAAAUCAGGGAUAUCGACUGGACAUGUACAGCGUUCUCACAGGGCAUUCUGGCCAUCGGGUUCGACUCGCACUCGCUCCUGUACACGCAGCUUCGCUACGACUACACGAACGACACCCCCACUUACACCAAGAUCAAGAAAGUGGACAUCUCGCACCAAACCCGACACCAUAUCGGCGACUCUGUGUGGCUCGCCGACGGGCUGCUUGUGAUCGGCUCGGGCAACCAGUUCUACAUCAGCGACAAGACGCUGGACCCGCAGCACGACUACAUCACUGCGCGGGCCAUGGGCACGCUCGAAAUCGUCUCGAACGACGUGUUUCAGCUGUGUGCUGCGUUAAACGGCCCGUUACCGCUGUACCAUCCGCAGUUUCUGAUCCAGACACUGCUCUACAGCGGUUUUGGAGGCAUCGAAAAGCUGGUUCUGCAUUUUUCCAAUGCUCUUCGCGCGCUGGAGCUCGGCACGGCGUCAAGCAUCGACCCCAAGCUCGGCUUCGAAACGCCGGAGCACGAUAUCGUCGGAGCGUCCAGGGCCGACGACGUUGCCGUGACGCGACAAACGUGCAACACCAUCGUCGAGCGGCUGGCCAAGCAUAAGCUGCCGUUUCUGACGGGCCACCAGCAGAUCACGCUCGCGUCAACGAUCCAGAUAAUGGCAGACAUAGCAGAAAAAUACUCGUCUGUUCUGGACGCCAAUGGGCUUCGGUUCUAUCUCGGUAUGAAACUCUUCCAGCUCAACGAGACUAAACGCGCGCAGUUCCGCACCAUCACCAUGCGGGACGUGACUUUUGCGCUGCACAGCGAAAAUAAAGACCUGCUAUUCGACAUCAUCAGCGAAAACAGCGCGGUGCAGAUUGGCGCGGCUGAGUUCUCCAAAUAUGCUCUUGCGUACUGGAUGGAGCACACCAGACUGGCCGAGGUGCUCGAGACCGUCGCAAGAACCGAGUUCUUCAAGACACAGGACUCGGGACGGUACAAAGACCCGAGCGUGUGCUCUUUGCAUUUUCUAGCUCUGCACAAGAAAAACGUGCUUCUGGGGCUCUGGCGGACGGCCAUUGGCCAUCCGGAGCAGCAGAAGAUGAUCAAGUUCCUGGGAAACGAUUUUAAACAGGACCGUUGGCGGUCGGCAGCGAAAAAGAACGCUUUUGUGCUGCUGGGAAAACACCGCCACGUGGAUGCGGCGUAUUUCUUCCUGCUGGCCGACUCGCUCAAGGACUGCGUCAACGUGAUCAUCAGCAAGCUCAACGACCCGGGACUCGCCAUCGCUGUGGCUCGCUGCUACGAAAAAGGCGAUCAUGGACCAGUCAUGAAAGAUCUCGUGCUCAGACACCUGCUGCCGAGAGCACUCCGAAAUAACGACCGGUGGACUGCCAGCUGGUGUUUCUGGAUCCUGAGCGACCGCGCGCUGGCCAUCCAGGCGCUCAUCAAGCCGGCCCGCGACAUUCUCCUGGACGUUGCCAAGUUCGACGCGAUCGACGCGUCGCAGGAGGCAGCGCUACCAGUGAAGAUGGACUACGAGGACCCUGUGCUGCUGGCCAUGUACGACAGUCUGCGCACAAAACGCGUGGAGUACUUGCGUGGGGCGCUGGCCCUCGACGUGCGGGCCGAAUACGACUUUGUGCUGGCUGCCGCGCUCAUGUACCAGAAAAUGGGGUGCGACUAUCUGUCGCUCCAUCUGGUACAGCAUUGGGAGUUCUCUGAGACGAAAGAGAUCAUUGAACCCUCCACGGGCAAAGAGGUGCUGCCGCCGCCGCCUUCUGAGUUUCAGGAACCGGACAUGUCUGCGUUCGACUUUGGCUUUUAA
This is a messenger RNA of Ogataea parapolymorpha DL-1, 4119 nucleotides long. Its product is annotated as Regulator of V-ATPase in vacuolar membrane protein 1. The record is from RefSeq and is a predicted model, not a curated record. Gene Ontology annotation, biological process: vacuolar acidification. The coding region runs from base 1 to 4119 and encodes 1372 amino acids. Lineage: Eukaryota; Fungi; Ascomycota; Pichiomycetes; Pichiales; Pichiaceae. Gene Ontology annotation, cellular component: RAVE complex. Gene Ontology annotation, molecular function: protein binding. The transcript has a single exon.